UCUUCCUCUCCGGCUGCUACACCGCUGUGGCCGUGGCCUACAUCGCCGGCUUCCUCCUGGAGGAGAGGGUGGUCUGCAACGAGCGCUUCGCUGAGGACGGUUCCCGGACUGUGGCGCAGGGCACGAAGCGGGAGGGCUGCACCAUCCUCUUCAUGAUGCUCUACUUCUUCAGCAUGGCCAGCUCCAUCUGGUGGGUCAUCCUCUCCCUCACCUGGUUCCUGGCCGCCGGCAUGAAGUGGGGCCACGAGGCCAUCGAGGCCAACUCCCAGUACUUCCACCUGGCCGCCUGGGCCGUGCCAGCUAUCAAGACUAUCACCAUCCUGGCCCUGGGGCAGGUGGAUGGGGACGUGCUCAGCGGCGUCUGUUUUGUGGGCAUCAACAACGUGGACGCACUGCGGGGCUUCGUGUUGGCUCCCCUGUUCGUUUACCUGUUCAUUGGCACCUCCUUCCUGCUGGCCGGCUUUGUGUCCCUCUUCAGGAUCCGGACCAUCAUGAAGCACGAUGGCACCAAGACAGAAAAGCUGGAGAAGCUUAUGGUGAGGAUAGGGAUCUUCAGUGUCCUCUACACGGUGCCGGCCACCAUUGUCAUUGCCUGCUAUUUUUACGAGCAAGCUUUUAGAGAACAGUGGGAAAGGAGCUGGGUCACACAGAGCUGUAAGAGCUAUGCCAUCCCCUGUCCUAAUAACCACAGCAGCCAUCACCCGCCCAUGAGCCCCGACUUCACCGUCUUCAUGAUCAAGUAUCUCAUGACCUUAAUUGUAGGCAUCACCUCGGGCUUCUGGAUCUGGUCUGGGAAAACACUGAACUCCUGGAGGAAGUUUUACACCAGACUGACCAACGGCAAGCAGGGGGAAACCACCGUGUGAAACCCCAGCCCGCCAGGCUGAGGGGAGACCGCCUGGGCGGCCGGGCGGCUGCGAGAGCCGGGCGCCGCUCGCCAGUGCCCACCGCGCCUGCCAGCCGGUGGUGCAGAGAUACUUGUGCUUAUCCAGCCUCAGCAAACUUUCCGGACUGCUAGUCGUUUCUGCAGGCUACGGGGAACAGAGAGGAAAAAAGAGUCAGGUUUUGUAAUGGCUUUGCUUGGAGUUUCAGUUGCAUGAACAGCAGGGCCUGGACUGAGGCUGCUGUGACUGCCUAGGGCGCCUCCUGACACAGGCUGGGUCCUGAUCCCAGCCUGCCCGAGGUAUGUGGAGGUGGGGGGGGGG
This is a messenger RNA of Struthio camelus australis, 1205 nucleotides long. RefSeq names its product frizzled class receptor 1 (gene FZD1). NCBI's taxonomy places the organism in Eukaryota, Metazoa, Chordata, Aves, Struthioniformes, Struthionidae. The record is from RefSeq and is a predicted model, not a curated record. Gene Ontology annotation, biological process: non-canonical Wnt signaling pathway; canonical Wnt signaling pathway. Gene Ontology annotation, cellular component: plasma membrane. Gene Ontology annotation, molecular function: Wnt-protein binding; Wnt receptor activity.